AUGUCCAUCCGCGUGCAGCUGACGAUGUUGAGUGGCCGCUCUGAAGAGGUUGAGGUGACAUUAGAUGGCACGGUGAAUGACUUACGCAGACUGGCACAGGCAAGGGAGGUGACCUUUAGUCUUGGCGUCAGUAAGUUGAUGGCAAAGUGUGGCGAACUGAACGAGCGGAACAGCAUUGCUGAGUCAUUGGAAGAUGGAGAUGUUGAAACUUUCACCACCAGUUCAGACGUGCGUCUCGUGUGGCACUCCGAUGGAUCGCUACGGGUGGCUGGCAAUCCGCUGUUGGGCGGUUUCCACCCUUCCCACAUCGAGCGCCUGUCGCAGGUCGAGGCCUUGGCAUUCACCCACGGAGCGGUGGCGGCUGUUUGCUUUGAUGGAUCAGUGCUGGCCUGGGGCCAUCGCAGCUACGGCGGAACGGUGCCGGCAGUGCUCCACGGUGAAAAUGUGAGGAAGGUCUACAGCACUGCCGCGGCGUUCGCUGUGAUUUGCAGAGAUGGAUCAGUGGUGACGUGGGGACAUGAUCAGUAUGGAGGAGAUAGCCGGCUUGUGCAGGAAAAGUUGAAGGAUGUGGCUCACAUUUGUGGAACGUGCGCUGAAGGAUCUGAUUUUGAGGAUUUGAAGCACAAGAUGUGGGGCUUGUGGAUCAAUUGGGUUCCGAACGGCGGUGACAGCUCGGCCCUGGACGGAGGCGACGGCGGCGUCGUGCGUUCGCUGCAGGCGACACAGAAUGCCUUCGCAGCGGUGAAGCAGGACGGUUCGGUGGUCACCUGGGGCCAAAAGUGGGCUGGCGGCGAUUCCCUCAGCGUCCAAGAAGAGCUGAGAGACGUUCGCAGCAUCGCAGCCUCGCGCUACGCCUUUGUGGCCCUGAGAGAAGAUGGGAGACUGGUGACUUGGGGAUCCGUCGAGCAUUCAGAUCAGGAAGCGGUCAGGAAACUGGUCGAUGUGAAGGAGGCUGCCUUACACCAUGAUGGAUCUGUCUCUACUUGGGGCGGGCGAAGUUCUGGGGGAGACAGCAGCGCGGUGAAGGAGCAGCUCGUAGCUGUCCAGGAGUUGCGGGUGCAUGA
Cladocopium goreaui is the source of this 1064-nucleotide messenger RNA. NCBI's taxonomy places the organism in Eukaryota, Dinophyceae, Suessiales, Symbiodiniaceae. The record is from the annotation of a GenBank genome assembly.